CGCGGCGGCGCCUCCGCCCUUCCCUUCCCUUCCCUGCCCGCCGCCCGGCGCUGGUGGGGCGGCCGCCCCGGGAUCGCCGCGGUCCCCGGUGCCGGGAAGUUUGCCCGGCGCGCCAGGGAAGGAUGGAGCCUGGAGAGGCCGCGGCGGCGCCCCUCAACCUGUCCCGAGCCGCGGCAGAGACGCCCCGGGGGGAGUUCAACCUGUCCGGGCUGCCGGAGGCGGAGGGGAAGCCGCUCUUCGGCAUCGGCAUCGAGAACUUCAUCACCUUGAUCGUCUUCGGUUUAAUCUUCACCCUGGGAGUGCUGGGCAACACGCUGGUGAUCACGGUGCUGGCGAGGAGCAAGCCAGGCAAGCGCCGAAGCACCACCAACAUCUUCAUCCUCAACCUGAGCAUCGCCGACCUGGCCUACCUGCUCUUCUGCAUCCCCUUCCAGUCCACGGUCUACGUGCUCCCCACCUGGGUGUUGGGAGCCUUCAUCUGCAAGUUCAUCCACUACUUCUUCACCAUCUCCAUGCUGGUGAGCAUCUUCACGCUCUCAGCCAUGUCUGUGGACCGGUACGUGGCUAUCGUGCACUCCCGACGCUCCUCAGCCUUGCGCGUCCCCCGGAACGCGAUGCUGGGCGUGGGGCUCAUCUGGGCGCUCUCCUUCGCCAUGGCCUCGCCUGUGGCUCACCACCAGCGCAUCUUCCACCGCGAGACCAGCAACCAGACCUUCUGCUGGGAGUUCUGGCCCAACCCACGCCACAAGAAGGUCUACGUGAUCUGCACGUUCGUCUUCGGGUAUCUGCUCCCGCUGCUGCUCAUCUCCUUCUGCUACGCCAAGGUUCUUAAUCAUCUGCAUAAGAAGUUAAAAAACAUGUCAAAGAAGUCAGAAGCAUCCAAGAAAAAGACAGCACAGACUGUGUUGGUGGUGGUAGUGGUUUUUGGCAUCUCCUGGCUGCCUCAUCACGUGAUCCAUCUCUGGGCUGAAUUUGGAGUUUUCCCACUGACUCAAGCCUCCUUUCUCUUCAGGGUAACUGCACACUGCCUGGCUUACAGCAAUUCUUCUGUGAACCCAAUCAUAUAUGCAUUUCUGUCUGAAAAUUUUAGGAAGGCCUACAAACAAGUCUUCAAAUGCCAGAUUGGUAAUGAGUCACUUCUGAAUGAUGCUAAGGAAAAUAAAAGUCGGAUAGAUACACCACCCUCUACCAAUUGUACCCACGUGUGAAUGUUGAGAAGCCCUGUGUGUUGGCUCUUCCUUUAUGUAAACUAAACACCAAGAAAAAGAAAAAGCACAAUGAGCUUUAUCCUGGGUUUAUCUUGAUAAUGCUAAUUGGUAUUUAAUGUACUGAAGUUUCAUUUGUAACCAAAGUUUGUGAAACUCGUAUGAAAACAACCUGGGCUGAUCCUUUGCAUCUUAGAUAACUUUGUCAAAUAAAGCUCUUGGACUUUCAUAGAUAUUUGAGAAAAAAAAAAUGUUGAGAUGACAUGUCUGUAUUCUUACUCAGUAAUCAUACAAAGGUACAAGAAGAAGAUGUUGAUGUGGUAACUUGUGACAUCUUACUCCAUGAAAGUGAAAAAUGGAUACAUUUCCUGUCCUACAGAUAAUAAAUACUGGACUACUGUGAUUUCAAAGAGGAAAGCUUUUGUUCUCUCUUCAGAUUGUUUCAACAAUGCUUUUUUUUUUUUUUAAAGUAAACCUGGGCUCUGAUUUGGAGUUGGAAUAAGUUGUGUACACCUUGAGGCAAUUGCUUUAGAGUGGAAAUGCUAUUUCUAUCUGUUUAGCUGGUUUCAGUAUGUCUUACUGAGCAAAGAUGGAUUGGUUUUCCACUUAAUUUGGCUGCCUUACUGUAUGCACAAAACUUUUGUGAGCACUAUAUAGGGAUUUUUAAUGGCCUGUGUGUAAUUGUACCAAAAUGAGGAUUUGUGUCUAACUGAGGGAAGUUUCUCUUCAUGUGCUGCAUGUGCAUGUAUGUGUGUUUUCUUAAUUUCAUAGGCGUUGAGAUGGAGAUGCAGUUUUAAAAGUGCAUCUGUUUUAAAUUAUUAUGUUUCAUAAGGAAGCUCUAGGCAAUGUUUAAGGAUUUAAAGGUAGCAUUCCCUUAAAAGUCAUAGGUGGAGCUUGAUAUCAUGUAGUUUUAAACUGGAAAUAAAAAGAAGGUUGCGUUUAAAUUACUGCAAAGUACAAAAGGUAAAUGGUACAAUUCUGCAAAUUCUUAGAUAAAAUUAGUCAUUUCCACAAUUUUAUAACUUUACUUAAAAUGUCUUUAGGUGGUAAAUUGCUAAAGAAAUAAUGGAAAAACACUCCUUUAAAAACAUUCCUUUAGCUGGAGUAAGACAUGAUUUUACCUAUUUUUAUUAAUGACCCAUAGACUCAUAGAACAAAUCAAAUUAAAGGAACCUCUGGACAGGGAUAUCCCUCAAGUCAGGGACACCCUCAGUUGUGUCACUUCCUUGACUAGGCAAAAUCUGAAAAUUUCUAAGGAUGGCAAUUCAACAAUAAAUUUGGAGCAACCUGCGCUAGUGCCUAAUCACCCUCACUAAAAUAUUUCUCCUUAUCCACAGCUGGGAUUUCCCUUAAGGUAUCUUGUGACCACUGCUUUCUUCCCUUUCACUGUGUACUGAACUCUUUUCUCUAACUGACUAAUGUGCAAUUUUAGGAUGGCCAUUGAAUUUCCCCUCAGCCUUCCCUUCUGGAACCAUGCGCUGCCCUGAGCCUCUCCUCAGGUGCCUGGCUGGGUCAGUGGCCUUCCACUGCCCUUCCUCCAGCAUCUCCAUCCCUCUCAUGACCUGAGGUGUUCAAAAAUGAGCAGUGUGUUCCAGAUGUGGCCUCACAAGCACUGAGCAGGGUAAUUGCUUCUCUUGACCCAUUGGCUGGCCAUUGCUAAUACAGCCUAAUGUUAUCAUCAUUUAUGGCUGUAAGGGUACACUGCUGACUUAUAUUUGAUUACAAGCCUUCAAAUCCUUUUCUGCAGAUUUGCAUUGAGUCCCAGUCCAAGUGUCAGGACUUGGCUUUUGGCUUUCUGGAUCUUCAUGCAUUUGGUAGCUGUUUCUUCCACGUUUCCAGCUUACCAAGGGCCUUUGAAGGGUGUGCCUGCUCUCCAGAAUGCCCACCACUCCCCUAGGUUUGGUAUUGUGUGUAAAAUUGCUGAGAGAGUCCUGAAACCUUCUCCUGGUCUUUAAAGAUGCCAAGUGGUGUUGGCCAGAUGCUCUUUCAGAUUCUUUUUUCUCUACAGACUUGCUUUAAAAAAAAAAAAUUCAGAGUGGUGGAACUUCAACUAUGGAGACUUAGCUCAUAUAAAAAUAGCUAUGUUUAUGUAUCAGUAUUGUCUGCUUGGAAUCAGUAAAAUAAUAUCAAAGACAUGCUAUUGCAUGCAUGGUGUUUGUGUCCAUUCUUUCAUGUGAAGAGAUUAUUUGAUGGUAUUUCUAGGAACAAAAUUAUAAGUAUAUACAAAUAUAUAUUUUAAAAACCUCUCAAUUGGUAAAGAAGAGUUUAUCUAUGCAGGAAACCAUUUCCUGGGCUGGGACUGAGGUUUGGAGACAGUCUAGAAAGAAGUUCCCUUGAGUUUUGAGAUACUCAUCACCUCAAGCACUCAAAUUAUUAAAACAUUUUCAAACUUCAGCUGAAAUUACAACAUUUUAGGAAAUUCCAUGAUUUUGAAAAUCAUAUUUUUAAUUUUUAAAAAUUGCUAUUAUAUUAUUUUGAAUAAAAAUUGAAAUGUAAACAUAUAAUUGUAUUAAAAAAUUAUAAUGACAAGCUGAUUUUACUGUUUCAUCUGGAGAAGAUUUUUUUCCUUAAUUGUACAUAAUUUUAAACCUUGGUGCUUGAUAGUAAUGGAGCUACGUCUGUCUGAAAGUUUUAGGAUGAGCAAGUGGGAGGGAAGGGAUUUCUGUAACAACUAUUUAGAAAGGUCCCACCUUGUUCCUGGUAAAUGUUAGUAAAACUUCUACCUGACUUUUCAGACAAACCUUAAGAGGCAGCUGACACUCUAAGGCUCAGUUUCCUUCCUGGAAGAUGCCUUUGUUGGUCUGUGUCUCUAGUGUGACUUUGUCACACUCAGCUGUGACACGAAGGUUCUGAAUACAGCAGCAAUGUUAAUGUGUGCUCUGAACUGUGUCCAACCCUAUACCCUUGGUCAGCAAGGUGUCCUGCCAAUUUGGGUAGAAAAUCAGGGAAUGUAUGCCAAGAUCCCCUGCAACUGAGUGUUUGCUUCCAGUUCUGAGCUUGUUGGCAGGGAUUGUGGUUUCUGGUGAAAAGCAAAGCAAAAGUUUCACCUCAUUGACUGGCUUAGUAUGCUAUUUUACGUCUUUUUCUAACCAGAAAGGUUGAUUUCAAUGUACAUGAAGGAAAGGAAAAGAUAUAUAUUUCUCUGGCUAGGCCUGAGGAAAUAAUCCCACGGAAUUCCAUCCAUUGUGUGAAUUUGAAAAUGUAACGCCACACUAAACAAAAUGGGUAACAGGAGUGUUUACUCAGAUUCCUCUCAAACUAAGACACUGCAGCAGGUUUCUAACAAGGUUUGCAUUUUAUACAUUACAUUUUCUGCUUUGCAUCACUUUUGCCUAAAAAAGAUACAGAAAUCUCCUUAAAAGAGCUAAAGAAAUUAUUCUACCAGGGCUCUUAGUGCCAAGUUUGCCCUGCCAGAUUGUGAGUAGUGUGUUUGAGGUAUUAUACAAAAGAUUACAGCAGUGCUUUUCUUCCUCUAAUAAAAACCAAAAUACAGUUCCAAGAUAUGUGUGGACCCAGAUGCACACUGUGCACUGUUAUAUAUAAAUCAGAUUUAGGAUCCAUCCUUUAGCCAAAGAUUUCCUUUAGCCAAAAAAAACCCAAUUAAAUGGCACUUGGCUAACAUACUCUUGAGUAUGUGCAAACAUACAGUAAAAUGAAGGAACUUGUGUAACUUUUAUGCUCAGCUGUACUACUUCACAGGUAAUUGUGUUGUCCACUUACAACAUUUUCAAGAAAGGAAUCUUACUAGUUGCAAGUGAAGCUGACACUUAAUUGCUGCUUCUGAGUAAUUAAGCUACACUGUUCUCAGUCACAAUAUGUACUAAACAUAUGUAGUAAUGUAAUCAUUCAUAAUUGCCUUAAAUUCUUGUAUCAAAAAAUGUACAAUUUCUUCAAAAUUUUUGAAUGUCUAUGGUUGGUAACAAAAUUUUAUGCUGUAAUAAAUUACAAAGAUAUGCCCAAAUUGGCUGAAAAUAUAUGUAAAAAAUAUUAUGACUGUAUAAGGAGCAAACUUAAAUUUUGUAGUUGACCAUUUUUAAGUUAUGGUCUUUUGAACUUUGUAUUGCCUUUUACUUUGAGUGCAUGCAUCUCUUCCUUCAAGCCUUAAUUUUAUUAUUUUCAUAAUUGAUUAGAUUUCCAUUUUCAAAAAAUAAUGUCACUAUCUCCAAGAGGUAAACAUUAAGCUUUAUAUAUUUAAUGUUGCAGUGAAAGAAAUUUAUUCUGUGAAUACAUUAUUUUAUUACGUUAUCUUCAAGGUUGCUUCACAGUGUGAUGUGACACAUUGAACCUAAUGAUAUUUGUGGUAUUUUGAGAAACAAGGACAGCAGAGAAAAGAACAGCAGAGAAAAGAACAGCAGAGAAAAGAACAGCUUGUAUUUUACAGAGCUUGUGUUAGUGUUGUUUUCAGUACAUGGGCAAAUGUCAAAGACUAAAAAAUUAAAAAAUUGUGUUUGUUUCAAUGUGUA
Zonotrichia albicollis (white-throated sparrow) is the source of this 5668-nucleotide messenger RNA. RefSeq names its product galanin receptor 1 (gene GALR1). NCBI's taxonomy places the organism in Eukaryota, Metazoa, Chordata, Aves, Passeriformes, Passerellidae. Gene Ontology annotation, molecular function: galanin receptor activity. The record is from RefSeq and is a predicted model, not a curated record. Gene Ontology annotation, biological process: positive regulation of cytosolic calcium ion concentration; negative regulation of adenylate cyclase activity; G protein-coupled receptor signaling pathway. Gene Ontology annotation, cellular component: plasma membrane.